Messenger RNA from Monodelphis domestica (gray short-tailed opossum), 1831 nucleotides. The record is from RefSeq and is a predicted model, not a curated record. NCBI's taxonomy places the organism in Eukaryota, Metazoa, Chordata, Mammalia, Didelphimorphia, Didelphidae.
ACAAAGGGUGUGAGAAGGUGGGGGAGGGGGGGAAGAGAGAAAAUACAAUUUAUUUGAGCCAUGGCAGCCUUGAUAUAAUCAUGGGCUUUUUGUCCAAAUUUGAGACACGAUCAUGGUAUUUUUGAAUUUUCAUCUCUUCAAGAGAUUCGUACACUGUUUCUCAAAAGAAAUGGUUAUGACUCCCACUAGUGUAGUAGUAGUAGCAAGACUGAGGAGAAGAUAUGGAGAAGAUAUUACAGAAAUGCAACUAGUAAGACAAGCUCCUGCCUCCCCUUCUGCCCAAACUUCAGAAUGUCUCUGAAUUCCCCUGACAAUCAAAUCAGAGAAGACCAGCCAGGAGAGACCUUGGAUGAGAAUCUGGGGCCUGUGGCAGCAGCUGAAGAUCGACCUUGCCUAAAUGAGCACAACCACAUCUUCCACUUUGAUGGCUCGCAAUUUGCUCGAUGGCUGCCCAGUUUUUCAGUGGAACUGAUGCAUACCACCAAGAUCCUUGGCAUUACUGAAGCAUGCAAUUCCCAGCUUCAUGCAAUGGCGCGGCAGAUUCAAGAAAUGUUUCCCGAGGUUCCAUACGAUCUGGUUCUACAGGAUUUACAACUGACACACUCGGUUGAAACAACAACAGACAAUAUUUUAGACGGACGAAUUCAAGUACCUUUCCCUGCACAGGCUGAGCGUGGGCCCCUUGACCUCGGUCCCAGGUUGGGAGAGAUGUCAGACGUCCAGGAAUUGGAAGCUGAGCCCAAUGAGGUAAAGGACUUUAAAGCUGGAGGGACCUGGUUCGCUAAGUCAGCUGAUGAACGCCAACGGAUGUUAGCACAGCGGAAGGAUGACCUGCUGCAGCAAGCUAGGAAAUGUUAUUUAAACAAAGCCUGUAACGAUGACCCAGCCUCAGAGAAUCAAGUGCUCUCCCAGAGUUCAUUCUCUGAUCCUGUGACCCAACACUGAAGAAUGUAGGCUGCUGCUGCUCAACGAAGACUUUAGAUGCAGCAGAACUCCAAGCAUUAGCUUCUGUCCUCUUGCCCUUCUUCAUAAGAAGUGUGUUGACUUGCUGUACUUCAUCCCGGCAGGAAGAGACCUUUCCUGUUUGACUGCAUUGCUGCUGUAUAAAGCACAUAGUCUUACUAGUGUUUGGACAGCUGACACAUUUAAUCUUUUUUUUGGUAAUAUUUGGUAAUAUUUUGGGGGAGUAAUAUUGCUUCCCCAGUUCCCUUGCCCACUCUCAAAAAAAAAAAAGCCAAUUUUAAUUUUAGACAUUAUUAUCUCUGAUGGCGCUGACUCAACUGCCAAUUUGAGUUGGAGUGGCCAAAGUUGGUCUGAGAGGGCAGCCAGAGGCGCAGUAGCAGGCAACUUAAAUUACCCGCUUUAUUCAUAGACCACUGAGGGUACUGGUGUCUUAGCUCAAAAUCUGGCAAGGGACAUAUACAAAACAAUCCAGAGAAUGCUUACUAGAUCAGCUAGCAAGCCUCUACUUACCACAGAGGCAUUCUUUAUGUUAUGAAAGCCACCUCUACAGCAGUUCUGCCUCAGGAAAGUUGGGGAGCAUAUGGGGACUGAUUCUUAGUGUGGCAGCAGAAAUGAAGGGUAGUUUGGCUACUUGACUAAAAGAUGAAAAUAAAUAGUCUGCUUUUUGCAGGAUAGUAACGUCCAAGUUGGCUCAGCUCAUCAGUUGUUUAACUUUUAUGCACCUCCUUGCCCUAAGCUGGUUUUAUUUCCAUUCACUCUGGUACAAUGUCCCUUGUGCACACAUCCAUGUAUCCUUUCAUUUUCCCUCUGUGUUUCAUUACCACCUCUAGAUGGUGGAAAGGUCAGCAUUAAAAUGUUAAAUAAUGAA